AUGAACACGAAGCCAUUCACCCCCGAAGAAGCCCGGAAGAUUGUUGAAUGUCUGGAAAAACCAGCUGUAUUCCUCAAUAUGACCACAGGCUGGCCAGCAGUGGCCUGGACUGUGGAGCACCUCUCAGCUGCUUUGAAAGACAAGACCAUAAAGUUUCGUAUAGGAAAAAGAUGCACAGAAAAAGCCCCUCAGUUUGAAACUCAUUGUUCAUAUAUUGAGGCCACACUUGGUGAGUUUCUGUGCUGGACUGCUGGUCUCACUGGUUCCUGUAUUGGAUCUUUCACCGACUACCCCUUGUCAGAAUAUUGGGUUUAUGCAGAUUACAAAUACAUUGCUCUGCUAUUUCAGGACAAGGACACUAUGUUCCAGGAUGUUGUAUGGUCAGACUUUGGCUACCCAGGCAGAAAUGGUCGAGAGAGCACCCUUUGGAUUGGCACAGAAGGUGCCAACACCCCAUGCCACCUGGACUGCUAUGGCUGCAAUCUCGUUUUUCAGGUUCAAGGCAGGAAAAGAUGGCACCUUUUUCCUCCCGAGGACACAGACUGUCUCUAUCCCACACGAAUACCAUACGAAGAGUCUAGCGUGUUCAGCCAAGUCAAUGUCCUACAACCUGACUUGACAAAGUUUCCUGCUUUCAGCAAAGCCAGAGCCCAUGUGGUCACUCUACAACCUGGACAGGUGCUGUUUGUCCCUAGACAUUGGUGGCACUACGUGGAGUCAGUUGAUCCCGUCACAGUCAGUGUGAACUCGUGGAUUGAGCUGGAAGUUGACCAUAAGGCCAGAGUUGGAGAGGCUCUCACGAAAACCAUCGUCUGUGCCCUGAAAACCACACCCAGUCAUGACAACAAUGAUGACUGGCUAAAUCCUACUGAGGAGAGUGUUGCUUCGCACGAUGAAAACAUGCAAUACUUGAACCUUGCUAUGCAGGCUUACAUAGGGAGGGGAGCCCACACCGGAGAAAGGUCAGCGACAGAAAACCGGGCCAGCACUCGCCCUCCAAAACGUGACUCCAGUGGAUGUUUAAAAAAGCAGUCCAUUGACAAGAUUCCGGUUUUCACCGUCCCCUUUGGACCUCACCUCAUUCCUGUCACUUAUGAUCGUUCUCUCCCUCGUAACCUCAGUGGUACCUCCCACAAAGAGAGACUCAAGUCACAAGACAGUGACCGUGGUUUGCCUCAGCAAAGUCCAAAAGCUCGACCUGACGAUGAUUGGGAACGUGACCAAGCUCUGACAGAGGAGCGGCGCCUAGUCGCGCACCGGAGAGAAGAAACUUCUCGGUCAUCCGGUGACCCAGGAAAGGCAGAUAAUGAGAAGUGCGGCACUAUAUCCACCAAUGAUGUGCUGGAGUGUCUGGUGCAUCCAGACGUCAUUGCUCUGGUUGUGAAGAUGAUGAUGGACAGACAAAAUGAGAUUGACUGUGGAUAAUUUAAAACGAAAAGCCGUAACUUCACUGUUU
Molecule: messenger RNA, 1456 nt
Organism: Chanos chanos (milkfish)
Lineage: Eukaryota; Metazoa; Chordata; Actinopteri; Gonorynchiformes; Chanidae
Gene: hspbap1
Product: hspb associated protein 1
Exons: 7
Coding region: 1-1425 (474 amino acids)
Source: RefSeq, a predicted model, not a curated record